Molecule: messenger RNA, 2210 nt
Organism: Pectinophora gossypiella (pink bollworm)
Lineage: Eukaryota; Metazoa; Arthropoda; Insecta; Lepidoptera; Gelechiidae
Gene: Kynu
Product: kynureninase-like
Exons: 1
Coding region: 116-1405 (429 amino acids)
Biological process (GO): NAD+ biosynthetic process
Cellular component (GO): cytoplasm
Molecular function (GO): kynureninase activity; pyridoxal phosphate binding
Source: RefSeq, a predicted model, not a curated record
CAACUUAUUAGUAUUUAAGUGCAGAAAAUAGAAUUUCCUCUUCAGUUUAUAACUUCAGUGCGUAUUGAAUGCAGGAAAACGUAACGUUGGAAAAUACGUAGCUAUUUAUAUUAAAAUGGAGGAAAAGCAUAAUAAGUUUGAAGAUGGACCUUCUUUUCCGUUAGUUCUGGAUAACAACGACGAGUUAGGUCAUUUCCGACACAGAUUCCACUUGAAGACGGACGUCAUAUACUUAUGCGGUAAUUCUUUAGGUCUUGCAUCAAAAGACGCAGAGGACGCAAUCUAUCACGCUAUGGAGGCCUGGAAGACUGAAGGAAUUGGACUCUUCUCUCUUAACGAUAGUAAAUAUUUUCUGUACUCCAAAUGUAUAGCCAAACUUAUGGCAACUCUUAUUGGGGCUGAUACUGAUGAAAUUGCCAUCAUGAAUAAUACAACUGUAAACAUACAUCAAUCCAUUAGCACGUUAUACAAACCUACUAAAGAACGAUACAAAAUUCUAGUUGACGAUGUGAACUUUCCCACUGAUAAAUAUGCUGUGGACGGACAAGUGAGGCUCAAAGGUUUGGACCCAGAAGAUGCAGUAAAAAUCGUCAAAGCGCGGGGGAAAUUUAUUCACGAACAAGACAUUAUAGAUGCAAUGACUGACGAUGUAGCUAUUGUGUUCCUACCAUUAGUUUAUUAUAGAACGGCACAAAUAAUGGAUAUGAAGACGAUAACUAAAACAGCUAACCAGCGAGGUAUAAUUGUCGGGUGGGACUUCUGUCACGCAGUGGGCGCGAUACCAAUUGACCUAAAAUCAGUAGACGUAGAUUUUGCCAUUUGGUGCACAUAUAAAUACUUAAAUGGUGGGCCUGGUGCUCCAGCUGGCUUGUACAUCAAUAGGAAACAUUUCGACAAAUUGCCAGGAUUACCUGGUUGGUACGGAAGCAAGCCCCAAACGCAAUUUUUAUUACAUCAAAACUUCGACCAUCAACAAAACGCAAGCGGUUUGCAAUUGGGAACCCCGAGUAUAAUUUCAAUGGCAGGUGUGGAAGGCUCCUUGCGGAUUUUCGAAGAAGCUGGCAUUGAGAACGUUAGAAGGAAAUCUUUACACAUUACUGCGUAUUUGAUGCAUCUGAUUGAAACGAAGCUUUUCCACUAUGGGUUUGGUAUUGGGAAUUUGAGAGAAGAUAGCAAAAGAGGUGGCCAUGUUUGUUUGGAGCACGAUGAAGGGUAUAGAAUCAGUCUAGCGUUGAAGGCUCGAAGUGUUGUAUCGGAUUAUAGGGACCCGAAUGUGAUACGCCUCACUCCGACCGCAUUGUACACCAGUUACGUGGAAGUUUAUAAAACCGUGGAGAUUCUAGUAGACAUUAUGAAGAAUAAAAGUUACGAAAUGUUUAGUGUUAAAAGGGCGAUAGUUGUGUGAAUUAUAAGUUUUGAGUAAUUGAUAAGACAGAAAUGUUUGUAUUGUAUAAUUAUAUUGAUUAAUUUGUACAAUAAUCUACUGUAUAUCUGGGUGCUAAAAAAGCAAGCAAUUCGUCCAAAAAUCAAUGUUGAAAUUUGACAUUUGCGCAUAUAAAAAGUAACUGUACUAUUCUUAUCCGCUGAAAAAGAAAGGGGCAGGUAAUCGACAGGUAUAAAAUUUAUGCAACCACGUCAAUUUUAAGCAGUAAUCUAAAACAACCGUCUAAAAAUUUUACAUCGGCCAAUAACCCGACAAACGGAUUGCAUACCAGCGAGAUGCCUAUUUUAUUUGCCCGGGUUAUUCAUUCGUUUUAAAAAUAACUUGUUGACAAUCUGUGCCUUUCAUUUUCGGCGGAUAAGAAAAUGACAGUUAUAACUUAAAAUGAAAUUAGAUGGUGUCUGCAGGAAUUAGCACCAAAUUUUUAAUUAUUUUUUUUAAGCGUUCAUAUGAGGUUGUUGACCGAUGAUGAUUUACGAUAACAGUAAACGCAAGUUAAAUAAAACAAAUUUGUGUUGGUUUUCUUUAUAUUUUAAAUUGAAAAUAGGCUUAAACUAUUUAACUUGAGCUGCGAUGUGAUUAUACGUUUCAAACAAUUUACUUGUAGUCCCUGAAUGUAGCUCGAACAAGACGAAGAUUGUAAGAAAAUGUCAUUUAUACAUAAAAAACAAGUACUAUAAUCACAUAGCAACUAACCAUUUAUAAAUUAAAAAAAUAAUUAUGUAUAAUAAUAUAACAAAAUGUCAAAAUAUCAAUUUUCCUCUGUGUU